UGCCUCGUAUACAUAACGUCUGCAAAAUGAUUGGAUAUACGGACAAGAAAUUCGUUUACUUCAAUGACAGCGAGUCAAAGUAUGACUGGAUCAUCAACAGUGGGCAAUUUAUGCUGAUGUUUAAAUAUCCACCUUUGGAAAAAACCUUUAGAAUCUUGCUUCAACCUCACUCACAACCUCCGUCAACACAUUCCAGUCCAUUAAAACUCCGCCCAUCUCUAAACCAAUUUCCCAAAUUGACCUUGGUCAACAACAAAGCUCCUUGUAAUCGAUCUUCAACAUCAUGAGCCCAGCAACACAGCCAUCCCAGGAACAACUUGAUGACUGGAAGGAAGCCUUCUCCAUGUACGACAAGAAGGGUAACAGCACCGUUUCUUCUGACAACCUCGGCGAUUUGCUUAGAGGCCUUGGACAAAACCCAACCCAAGCCGAAGUUCGCGAAUUGAUUCGAUCUCUCGGUGGCUCUGAUAAGCAUGAUGUUGAUAUCGACUUUGGUACCUUCCUUACCAUCUUGACGCGACCUGAUGGAUUCAAGCCCGCUGGAACUUCCCAGGAGUUUAUCCAGGGGUUCCAAGUCUUUGACAAGGAAGGUGAUAACCACAUCUCUGCUGGAGAACUCCGUUAUGUCUUGACUAACCUUGGAGAAAAGCUCACUGAUGAGGAAGUUGAUGAGCUCCUCAAGGAAGUUGAAGUUGGCAAGGACGGUCGUAUUAACUAUGUUGAUUUUGUCACCCUUAUCCUUUCCAACUAAACAUGACACAUUGGGAUAUCCUUCGCUUUCUUUCCAUCUUACUCCUUUUUAUUCUAUUCAAACAUCUGUAUACCACGUGAAAAUAAAGCGGCUUCGGCUGUAACAAAGGGAAAAAAAAUUGGUAAUUUGACAGGUCGUAUCGCGUGAUCUGUUACAUUUGACUUUACUUUAUACUACUACAAAAGCAAACGCACAACUUUACCAAAGCAUGAUUACAUACA
Umbelopsis ramanniana AG is the source of this 972-nucleotide messenger RNA. RefSeq lists its product as uncharacterized. Gene Ontology annotation, cellular component: myosin II complex. Gene Ontology annotation, molecular function: calcium ion binding. The record is from RefSeq and is a predicted model, not a curated record. The coding region runs from base 284 to 751 and encodes 155 amino acids. Gene Ontology annotation, biological process: mitotic actomyosin contractile ring assembly. The transcript is spliced from 6 exons. Lineage: Eukaryota; Fungi; Mucoromycota; Umbelopsidomycetes; Umbelopsidales; Umbelopsidaceae.